AUGGAGCACUGUUUGAAAGAUGCAGAUUUUCUUGAAGAUUGCAAGUUUUCGAUCCAGGAAACUCAGGAUGCCUUUCAGACCUUGUCCUGUCUUACAAAAAAAUUGAUUGUUACAAAGGUUCCCCGCGAAGUCUAUACUGAUGCUGCUUCAAAGGCUCUUUUCGAAAGCGUCUUUCGCCACUUUGACGACGCUUGCAGCUUUGUCUACCUCCCUAGUUUCAGUCGAGUCUUGGUGACAAUGUCUUCAACGGAGGCAGCAUUCAUGGCUCGUUUCGAGACUCAGGGAUGGCGGCUUCCAAAAAACACCCCUCAUGCUGAUGGCACUGACGAUGACCCUAAUGAGGCAACUGCAGACCAGGGUAUCCGAUGCUAUUUUGCAGAAAUAGACGAUCAGGAUGUGCAGCCAGCGGGUCCACGGCCAAAGUUGGUGCUUGGUGCGGCCGGUGCCAGCGCGAAACAGACUUCCUUCGAAGAUGAGGAGCUGACCGAUGAGAACACAGAGGAGGAAAUCGACGAAGGCUACCUCGCUCCGCCUAAACCCUCCCGUCUAUUCCUUCUUUCUCCGCCUGCCUCCCCUCCUGUUGGUUGGGAACCUCGCGUAGAGGCCGAACCCUGCAUCAAUUAUGAUCUCCUGAGUGCUAUCGCUAGUUUGGAACCAGGUCGGGUGCCAUUUGUUGUUGUUUCUACCACCACUACGACUUUUGUAACCUUUUAUGCGGUUGAUGGGUAG
Messenger RNA from Dibothriocephalus latus, 729 nucleotides. The record is from the annotation of a GenBank genome assembly. Lineage: Eukaryota; Metazoa; Platyhelminthes; Cestoda; Diphyllobothriidea; Diphyllobothriidae.